Molecule: messenger RNA, 3800 nt
Organism: Neohortaea acidophila
Lineage: Eukaryota; Fungi; Ascomycota; Dothideomycetes; Mycosphaerellales; Teratosphaeriaceae
Product: P-loop containing nucleoside triphosphate hydrolase protein
Exons: 1
Coding region: 80-3682 (1200 amino acids)
Biological process (GO): maturation of SSU-rRNA from tricistronic rRNA transcript (SSU-rRNA, 5.8S rRNA, LSU-rRNA)
Cellular component (GO): intracellular anatomical structure; nucleolus
Molecular function (GO): ATP binding; RNA binding
Source: RefSeq, a predicted model, not a curated record
UUCGAAGAUUUGUCGCAAGACUUGCUUCGUCCAAUGCUGCGUCCCUCUCGCUGAUUGCUCCCAUCUCAGUGCUACGGAGAUGGCGCGCUUUGUUCCGCGCGACAGGAAGAAGGGGAAACUGGGCAGCAAGCCCAAACCGGCUCAGACAGAUAGCAAUGCCGCAGAGAUCGUGCCGGUGUCCAAAGAGGAGAAGGCGAGACGAGAGGCGCUGAAGCAGGAACUCCGAGCGCAGCAGCCCGAGAAGAUCUCGAGUCAGAAGCGCAAACGAUUGGAGAAGUACAUCGAUACGAAACUCAAGAAGGACGCCACGGCCAAUCUGAUUCGACAACUCGGCGACCAGAAGUUCGACACCAGUCUUUUACAUUCUUCCAAGAGUCUGGGAAGGCGACAUGAGACGAAGCGAGAGAAGCGCGAUCGCGAUGCUGCGGAACUUUCCUUUUUCGGUGGCGAGAGCGAGGUGACUGAAGACCGGCUGGACAGAAGCUCCAGCCCGUCCAGUUCAGAGUCAGAUAUCGUUGACGGGCAAGGUACUGACCCUCAUCGCAUCCCGGCUGUGAAACCACUCCAUGCGCCCUCUGGCUUUGGGAGCGGUCUCAAGAGGCCGUUGGAUGUGGAUGCCGAUGGUCAGCCGGUGCUCGUCAAGCGUCGGCGGAGGAAGCAGCACACUGCCAUCCCUGCAAUGAGCCAAGUUCUUCCCAUUGCUGAAAACUCCGAUGAAGAUGAUGAGGACGAAUGGCAUGGAUUUUCCGAGGAUGACGACCAUUCAGUUGAUGCGGAUGAGCAGAUUACCGACGACUCUGCGAGUGAGGAAGACGAGGACUCUGAGGACUUAGCAACGUCGAGUAAUGGCGAACAGUCCGACCACGACAAACCCGUCCGAAUAUCCGCCUUCAAAGCCUGGGCAGAUACUCAAAUGAACACCGCCGUUGGCUUCACUCCAUCUGCAAAGCCAGCGGACGACGAUGCCCAUGCGAUAAUCAGGGCAAACUUUACCCCCCGAGCACCUUCUCCAGAUCCACUUCUGGACUCCAUCGCUUCUGCUCAACAAAACAGCUCGAUCAGGCCAGCUGCCACACUCACUAUCCAGCGAGAAGAAGACGUGCAGACAGCCAGACUAGCACUACCAGUGGUGCAGGACGAACAACGCAUCAUCGAGACCAUCCACGCAAACACUGUCACCAUCCUCUGCGGCUCUACCGGCUCAGGAAAGACUACUCAAGUUCCUCAGAUGCUACUUGAGAACGGCUACGGCUCUUUGAUCGGAGACUCAUCACCCGCCAAAGACCUUCAGAGCAGAGGCAUGAUCGGCAUUACCCAACCGCGUCGGAUCGCUGCGACUUCAGCCGCAGAACGUGUUGCGUAUGAGCUCGGCCCUACCUACCGGGACAGAGUGGCUCAUCAAGUCCGCUACGAUACCACCGUCAGCAAGAAAACCGCCAUCAAGUUCAUGACGGACGGUGUCCUCUUGCGCGAGAUCCAGAUGGACUUUUCGCUUUCCAAGUACAGCUGCAUUAUGAUUGACGAAGCGCACGAACGCAGUGUCAAUACUGAUCUGCUCAUUGGGUUGUUGAGCCGCAUUGUGCCGCAGCGUGCCGAGCUUGCUCUUGAGCAGCCGGAGAAGUAUUGUCCACUAAAGCUGAUCAUCAUGUCGGCGACACUGAGAGUGGACGAUUUCCUAUCGAAUGAGCGACUUUUCCCUACCGUCAAGCCACCAGUGCUGGAAGUGGAAGGGCGACAGUACUCAGUCACAGAACACUUUUCGCGGAAAACGAAGCGGGAUUACGUCGAGGAGAUGAUUGAUAAAGUUGCGCGAGGCCAUCGGAAACUACCGCCUGGUGCUAUGCUAGUAUUCCUCACUGGACAGCAGGAGAUCACUUUUGUGGCAAAGAAGUUGAAUGAGCGACUAAAUCGAUCCUCUAGCGGCGGAUUCGAUUUAUCGAACGGCACAGAUGACUACGAAGAUGGAUACGAGAAGGCCGAUGAUCGCGAUGGAUUUGUCGAAAACGAAGACGACGACGCACACGACGAAAAUUCGGGAAGCGAAGCCGACAUCAAAGUGGACGAGACUUUCGAGGAUGAAUUCGCAGUUGAGCAGCUCGAAGCAGACCACAAGCAACCCAAGGGCGCUCUCAGGCCUCAUAUCCUACCUCUGUACGCUGCCCUGCCCGUCGCAGAGCAACAGCAAGUCUUCGAACCACCGCCAGAAGGCACCCGCAUGAUCGUCCUCGCCACCAAUGUUGCCGAGACGUCAUUGACCAUUCCCGGCAUACGAUACGUCUUCGACUGCGGCCGAAGCAAAGAAAAGAAAUACGAUCACCGCUCUGGGAUACAGACGUUUGAAGUAGACUGGAUCUCCAAAGCUUCUGCGGAUCAGCGGAAAGGUCGAGCUGGACGUACGGGUCCAGGCGGACAUGUCUGGAGAUUGUACUCGAGCGCGGUGUUCGAGCGGUAUUUCGAGGAGCACACGGUGCCUGAAAUCCUUCGCACGCCAUUGGAGAGUGUCGUCCUCCAACUCAAGGCCUUCUCGAUUGAAAAUGUCGCCAAAGCGUUUCCGUUUGCUACUGCACCUGAACAGCUCCAGCUGGAGAAGGCAGAGGCGCUUUUGCAGAACCUUGGAGCUGUGAAGGGUGCACAGAUGUCGGAGACGGGCAAGCAGAUUCUGAAGUUUCCUGUUGAUCCAAGAUAUGGCAAGAUUCUGGUGCUGGCUCGCAAUAACGGACUAUUGCAGCAUGCCAUUGCACUCACUGCUGGACUGGCUGUGGGGGAUUUGUAUAUCCCUCAGGCGCAGACGAAUGAGGAAGAUGAUACCGCUGCCGUCAAUACACAACACCAAGCCUAUGGUCGAGCGCAAGCCUUGUUGUCCCAGUGGGAUGAUAGAUCAGAUGCGGUCAAGAUGCUCAGGUCUGUGGCGUUGCAUGCAGAGCAUUACAGCAAUGGGGCCGCAGAGGCGAGAGAGUUUUGCAGGAAUAACUGGCUGCGGGAGAAAAGCAUGGUCGAGGUGCAACAACUCCGAAAGCAGUUGCAUGCCAUUGCGAGGGCGCAGAGCAACGGCGCGCUUGCCGAUCAUCCGCUUGUACCAACUGCGCCAAAAGGAAAGGAGCUGCAAAGGCUGAACCAACUCGUCGCCGCCGGCUUCAUCGACUCGGUCGCCAUCCGCGCAGAUCUGCUCAAGAGCGACGGCGUGUCCGCGGGGAGAAAGCCGAAACGCGCAAUCGAAGUGGCAUACCGGACUCUCAAGCCUUCCAUCUCAGACGCAGGAAUCGACCGCACCGCCAGCCCAGCAGAGCGAGAAGUGCAAAGAAGCGUCUUCAUCCACCCCUCCAGCGUGCUGGCCAAACUCAGCCCCAGCGAAAUGCCAUCGUACAUCGUCUACUCGCACCUCAGCAAAGCAGUCGCGGCAACAGUAGAAGGCAAACAGAAGAAGACGCGCAUGCACCCGCUGACGCCGAUUGGACCGAAAGCUUUGGCUGUUCUGGCGGAGGAAUCACCAUUAUUGGAAAUUGGCAAGCCGAUUGGGAAGAUUGAGGACGUGGGGUAUUUGCAGCGCCAAUGCUGGGUUGGCGUGGCGAUUCGAGCUCCGGGGAGUGUAGGGAUGGGAUGGCCUUUGACGGAGUGGAAGGUUGUGCAGAAGAGGGAUCAGAGGGGGGAGUGGGUUGCUGAGAGGGUGGUGGCGAGGAUGUAGGUGGGAAGGACACCGCUUUCUGAUAGUGUGUACUAUUCGAUGAACAGUGUAAAGUUCAAUCAAGACAUUCACAGGGAUCAACCUUGUUGAACUCCAAUUUGUAGGCGGUGUUGCGAAG